Colletotrichum aenigma is the source of this 1368-nucleotide messenger RNA. RefSeq names its product ATPase family AAA domain-containing protein 3 (gene atad-3-1). The record is from RefSeq and is a predicted model, not a curated record. Lineage: Eukaryota; Fungi; Ascomycota; Sordariomycetes; Glomerellales; Glomerellaceae. Bases 1 to 1368 code for a protein of 455 amino acids. Gene Ontology annotation, molecular function: ATP hydrolysis activity; ATP binding. The transcript has 10 exons.
AUGACAGGAGAGUGCGUACGACUCGUUAGAGAUGAGUUGAUAGCUGCCUUGCUGAGCAUUUCCCUCAAAGCCCUACAGGAUAUACCACAUCCUGAAUUCGCUAGGUUUGAUGCCGAGUUCGAUGCCGAAGGUGUGUCAGAUGAUGAGACUUUCGAAGAUGAUAUCAAUGCGCCAUAUUUAUGGUGGUUUCACCGCCGGGACGAAAUUGAAGCAGCCAGUCAAACGCUUCCUGAGCCCCUAUACGAACAUUUCACUGCAUUCCGCAACUACAUAUACGACAGUAUGACUAUGGAAUGGAGUCAAGUUGAAGUUCUACUUGAGGGAGGCAGAAUCACCCGGGAGUACCUGCAUUAUUUGUUUGUCCCGAACAGCAUCCUGGUGUCUAAUCCUAAAGGAGCGGGGACACAUGAACUCAGCGGAGUCUGUGCGAAGGACUGGCUGAUCAAAAGUUCUCAGGAGGAGUUCCCUCCUUCCAUCAGUGUCACACGUUGGGGUUUUGACGGUCACUUCAGAAAGAUUACCGAAACUCAACAGCUUUCGAAGCUACCAGGAGAGGAAGCCGACGAUCCAAUACAGAUACGUGAUCUUCCAAUAUAUCCUGCGAAGUAUGCCGAUGAGGAAGUAAAGGAUUCUUUACGACAACGUGGUAACACGUUUUGGAAAUGUCGCCGGAGACGCUAUGUAUAUUCCCGCCGAUUUCCUGAGGGCGAUAUCGGGCGAUUGGCUGAUUCUCGAUUCAUGGUCGACUUCGGAAUGUACAGCCAGAUGCAUCGCGUGAUGAGGGGAGCCGCGAACGAACACCACGGCGACAUACUACCAGACGACGAAGAACGCCUUCCAGAGGAAGGAGACGCUUUCUUCAUGUGCCUCCCAAACAAAGUUUAUGGCUUCAAUAUGCAAAAGAAAGAAUGGCUCAAAUUGGACAUUGAAUUUUUAGAGGAUGUCAAAUGGAACGAAGAGGCCUUCAACCAGCUAGUCAUCAACGAGAGCACCAAGGAAUUAGUUGAGGCGGUUGUUACCCAUCAACUGCAAGAGGAGGGGAAUACAGACCUCAUUCAAGGGAAAGGAAAUGGUCUCUUUAUCCUGCUUCAUGGUGGCCCUGGCACCGGCAAGACAUUAACUGCAGAAAGUGUGGCCGAGGUCGCUAAAAAGCCGCUGUAUAGAGUCACUUGCGGUGACAUUGGGACAAGGGCUCAGGAUGUAGAAGAGUAUCUAGAGAAGGUUAUGCUGCUUGGGAAGACAUGGGGUUGUGUUGUUCUUCUUGACGAAGCCGACGUGUUUCUCGAACAGCGGAGCUUGCAAAAUUUAGAGAGAAAUGCUCUCGUCUCAGUCUUUCUUCGAGUUCUGGAGUACUACGACGGACCUUGA